Mugil cephalus (flathead mullet) is the source of this 927-nucleotide messenger RNA. RefSeq names its product olfactory receptor 11A1-like. The record is from RefSeq and is a predicted model, not a curated record. Gene Ontology annotation, molecular function: G protein-coupled receptor activity; olfactory receptor activity. Bases 1 to 927 code for a protein of 308 amino acids. The transcript has a single exon. NCBI's taxonomy places the organism in Eukaryota, Metazoa, Chordata, Actinopteri, Mugiliformes, Mugilidae. Gene Ontology annotation, biological process: G protein-coupled receptor signaling pathway. Gene Ontology annotation, cellular component: membrane.
AUGGAUGGAGAAUCCAAUUUAACGUAUAUAACUCUUGAUGGGCUUGUGGAAGUUCACAAAUACAGGUACCUUUAUUUUAUGAUUGUUUUUAUUGCUUAUAUUCUAAUACUAUGCAGCAACUCAGUUAUUGUGUACUUAAUCUGGAUUCACCAAAACCUCCAUGAGCCUAUGUACAUUUUCAUCGCAGCUUUGCUACUGAACUCUGUUAUAUUCAGCACUAACAUCUACCCAAAGCUUCUGACUGACCUUCUGUCUGAAGAGCCUUUGAUAUCUUAUCAGGCCUGUCUUUUUCAGUAUUUCAUAUUUUACUGUUCAUGCGGUUCUGAAUUUUUACUGUUAGCAGCCAUGGCUUAUGACCGGUAUGUGUCCAUAUGUAAACCUCUGCAAUAUCCAGCUAUCAUGAGAAAGAGGACUGUCAAUACCUUGUUGGCUUUAGCUUGGCUUUUACCUGCCUGUCAGCUCGUGGGAACAACAACAAUGAGCGCAAACAAAAAGCUCUGCAGUUUUUCUAUGAAUAUGUUUUUUUGUAAUAACUCACUUUACAAACUUCACUGUGUGAGUUCAAGAGCCAUCACCAUAUACGGUGUGAUCAUUUUGGUAAACCUUGGACUUCUCCCUAUGCUCUACAUAAUUUUUACAUAUGCAAAAAUAUUCGCAAUAACCUUUCGAAGCUGUAGUGAAGUGAGGAAAAAGGCAACGCAGACCUGUUUACCUCACCUGCUGGUUUUAAUCAGUUUUACAUUUUUGAUUACAUUUGAUGUCAUUCUAGUCAGAGUGGAAACUGAUAUUACAAAGACUGCACGUUUAGUUAUGACAUUACAGCUGGUUUUCUAUAACCCCCUCUUCAAUCCAAUCAUAUAUGGAUUAAAAAUGAAAGAAAUUUCUAAACACCUUAAGAGGUUGAUUUGUCAAGGUAAACUGAACUAA